Periophthalmus magnuspinnatus is the source of this 1785-nucleotide messenger RNA. It is a transcript of the gene cdc42ep1b, whose product is annotated as CDC42 effector protein (Rho GTPase binding) 1b. The record is from RefSeq and is a predicted model, not a curated record. Lineage: Eukaryota; Metazoa; Chordata; Actinopteri; Gobiiformes; Gobiidae. The coding region runs from base 566 to 1711 and encodes 381 amino acids. The transcript is spliced from 4 exons.
GGGGCAGUUCAGAGCGGACACACGGCUGCCCAGAGCAACAGUCCCAGAGCAACACUCCUGCCCAUGAACUACACCGACACUGGACCGUCCUGAAGUCGGCCUUAACUGAACCACGAGCAGACGCCGAAGCCCCCUAUCCUUGCACCACCGCGGGCCCUAAGUGGAUGAGGAAGACAGAAAGCAAGUGUUAAGAGUUCAAGAACGAGAAGGAAAGACAGGAGAUUAUGGGCUAAUCCCGUUCAUGUCCAAUCAGUGAGCAGCCUUACCUCCACCGCAGCGUGCAGUCAAAACACCGGCUGGAUUAGGACGUUUUACUCCGGUCGUCUGUUCAUGUAAGACGUUUUCCUGCUCCAGUACAUCUCACUGGUUCUGAAUAAGAGAGUCCUGCAUGUCCCUGUUACACAUGGAUCAACCUGUUCAGCACAAAACAAUGGAUGGAAGAGUCGACGAUAAGAGAAGUUUGUCGGUGAAUUGGAUCAAAGAUAGUCUCACAGAUUGCUGAAGUUGAGCCGGGACUUGAUUUAAAAGAAAAACAACGACGACUGAGCUUAAUGAGCACAGAACCAUGAGCCUGGCUAAACUCCCCGGCAUAAAGGGCCUCGUGUCCGGCUCCCAGGCCAAACGACGCUUCAAGAGUGACCUGUCCGUGGACAUGAUCGGCCCGCCCAUGGGAGACUUCCGCCACACCAUGCACGUCGGGCGCGGGGGCGAUGUCUUUGGGGACACGUCUUUCCUCAGUAAUUACGGAGGAGGGGGGAUGAAGGAGCCGGGCAGCCCAGACUCCACCAGCUCCAGGACGGGCUUUUUCACGCGUAAAUUCAAACACGUGCGCAAGAACUCUGGCCCGUGUUCGAGGGGCGGGGCACGUGACCUCGCGUCUCCGCCCCCCGAUGUGUCGCCCAUCAUCAAGAACGCCAUCUCCCUGCCCCAGCUCAACAUGGUGGACUCUGGGGGCGGGUGUCUGCAGAGGGCCGUGCUGACCACCUCGUUUAGUUCUACAGAUGAUGCUCUUUGUGCUUACGGUUACCAGUCUGGCUUCGUGACGCUGCCUCGACUGUCCCGCAUGGACAGGCCAGGCCCAGAUGGAGAGUCCUGUCGGGGCUCCCUGCCGCGCUCAGACUCCCUCACCUCCUUCACCCUGGACCUGGGACCCUCCCUCAUGACCGAGGUGCUCAGUAUGAUCGACAUCCACAGCUGCCUUCAGACGUCCAAUCAGAGCCCGGCAGAGAGGGAAGGGGAGAGUCAAGACGAAGAAGAGGACGACGACUCAGAGACACCUGUCCAGAGCCCUGAGGUCCUAUCACCUGAGCCUUGUGUAAGCAUGUACAGCAGACACAUGAACAGCAGGGGGCGCUGCAGUGGCUCAGACUUCACACAGGAGCACAGGAGCUCUGUGGACCUGUCCGAGUGCGGGAUGGAGGCCGAGAGUUUUCAAAGAGCCGCACACGUCCUGUCCCGUCAUUAUGGAGGAGCAUCCUUCACGUACAGGAGCAGAGGGAGGAUGUCACCUGUCUGUAACCAUGGCAACACGUCACCUGUCUGUAACCAUGGCAACACGUCUCCUGUCUGUAACCAUGGCAACAUGUCUCCUGUCUGUAACCAUGGCAACACGUCUCCUGUCUGUAACCAUGGCAACACGUCUCCUGUCUGUAACCACAGGAAGAAGUCAGCAUCGAGCACUUCAGAGGAUGAGGAAGAGAUCAAAGUAUGAACUGCACCUGUGAGCUGCUGAUCAGACUAAACUUUGUGUUCAAAUAACAGGAAAAUAAAUAAUGUUUCAUCUAC